AUGAGGAAUGGGGUGUGUGAUGAGAUGCCGUCUCAGCAAAUGAACAAGAAUUCCUUACUUCCUACUAAGAUAAGCAUGGGUGCCUUGAAGAGGAUACAUAAGGAAUGGGCUGACAGCCUGAUUAAAGAACUUCAAAUAUUCACUCUUCAAGAAAACUAUGCAGAGUUUAUGCAGAAGGAGAAGCAGAUAGAAGCAAACCCUGCCUGGCAUAUUUCUACACCAUGCGAAAAACUAGCAUAUUUCCAAAGGGCAAUUAUAUGCAGAAGAGAUAACUCUUAUGCUCCAAUUAUUCCCAGGAUAACCAUACUCUUGCAGUCCCUUCAGACAGAAAAAGAUGCAAAAUGGAUAGAAGAUGUUUUACCAAAACUCAUAGACAUUCUGGACCAAUAUAAUCUGUCUAAGAUAUGGCACAUACCCUUUUGCUUUGACUUCCAUGAUAUGCGCACAUGGGCCAUAACCCUGUCUUAUGAUGUCUUAAAGGACCGAGUCCCAUGGCAUGCCGUUGUAAAACUACUUAGAAGGAAGGGAAUUCACGAUAAAUAUGCGCAAUUAGAUGAAGGUACCCCAGACACUGACCUAUUGAUCAGUAUUAGCACAGAAAUAGACAUGGAAAGAAUUGAGAAAGAAGGAUGUAAGACAAAUAGUAAUAGUCUUAAGUAUAUCUCAUUCUGUACCUUCUGUAACAAAAAAGGACAUAUCCCAGAGGUCUGCAACUCAGUCCAGAAGCACAAGAGACAGAAAAGCACAAUGUUUACCGUUGCAAAUAGUAAUGGAUUAAAUUCAGAUUGUACGAGAAUAUUCAUAGAAUUAUCACUAGCAGGGCACUCAGUUAAAGGAAGACACAGCACUGGAUCAGAUAUAAACAUAGUAGGGUGGCACGUAUACAAUAAACUGGCUACUAAGACAGGCUCUCUUAAGAUAAAGAAUCACACAUACACGCUCAUAGACAUAAUGAAUAGACCUAUCUCAUGCACAGCAUACAUGGAGUGUACAGUGCAGUAUAAAAAGAAGUCUUUGGGGACGCACAGAUUCUUCAUUGUAGAAGGGUUAAAUGAAGAUAAAGUAGACCAGAAUAUCAAGCAAGAAAUAUGCAAGAAUAAAGUAGCAGAGUCAUCAGUACAAGAUGGAAAUGAGUUUAUAUCUACAGAUAUAAGGGAAGGAAUACUGGGAAUGAAUAUAAUAAAGGAGGAUAUGGCAGAAGUAUCUCCAGGUGAAAUAGAAAGUGUAUUUGGUCUGUCACUAGUGCAGGCAUGUGAAAGAGUAGAUGGAGAGAAAUAA
Messenger RNA from Nematocida ausubeli, 1278 nucleotides. RefSeq lists its product as uncharacterized. The coding region runs from base 1 to 1278 and encodes 425 amino acids. The transcript has a single exon. NCBI's taxonomy places the organism in Eukaryota, Fungi, Microsporidia. The record is from RefSeq and is a predicted model, not a curated record.